Messenger RNA from Eruca vesicaria subsp. sativa (arugula), 303 nucleotides. The record is from the annotation of a GenBank genome assembly. NCBI's taxonomy places the organism in Eukaryota, Viridiplantae, Streptophyta, Magnoliopsida, Brassicales, Brassicaceae.
AUGAGGAAGCGUCAAGUGGUGUUGAGGAGAGCAUCGCCGGAGGAACCUUCUAGAAGCUCCUCCACAGCUUCGUCUCGGACAGUGAGAGGUGUGAGAUACGGCGAGUGUCAGAAGAACCAAGCGGCCGCAGUUGGAGGCUACGCCGUCGACGGCUGCCGUGAGUUCAUGGCAAGCAACGGAGAGGAAGGUACGGUGGUAGCGCUAACUUGCGCCGCCUGUGGCUGCCACCGCAGUUUCCACCGCAGAGAAAUCGUAACGGAGGUUGUUUGCGACUGUGAUUCACCUCCCUCGACUGGGAACUAG